Orbicella faveolata is the source of this 1386-nucleotide messenger RNA. RefSeq names its product EGF-like repeat and discoidin I-like domain-containing protein 3. Lineage: Eukaryota; Metazoa; Cnidaria; Anthozoa; Scleractinia; Merulinidae. Gene Ontology annotation, molecular function: calcium ion binding. The record is from RefSeq and is a predicted model, not a curated record.
AUGCGCAAGAAUGCUAAAACAUCAUUUGCAAGUUCUGUGUAUGAAAAGAUCAAGAAGAUGGCUAAGAAGGCAAACUUCAAGAUUGAAUUAAUUACAUUUGCCGCGAACAUUGAAAUUUUACAAAGUCAGUCUCUUGAUUUGGUUACUAUAACAAUUGUAAUCAACGUUGUGAUUGAAAUUAUUUUAAAUGUUUAUAUAAAGGCAUGUCAAAAUUUUCGUUCUUCAGGUCACUGUCGUAAUUUGCGAUUCACCAAUGAUCCAAUCCAUGGUCACCGACUGAAUAAUCACAUGAUACGAACCAUUGACCUCAUCAAUGAGGAUAUAUGCCAACUGAAAUGCUACCUGGAGCCAAACUGUGUCAGUUAUAAUUUUAAAAAGAUAGCAGACACAGAUGGAAAACACAAAUGUGACCUGAAUAACGCUACUUAUGAACACCACAACAAACACUCAGGAGAUCUCGUGAAUAAGGAAGGUUAUGUGUAUCGCGGAGCUGAGAAUGCUUGUGCAAAGAAACCUUGCCAGAACAACGCAACCUGCCAGGCCGGUUUUACAGACAGAGAUUACCAAUGUUUGUGUAUUCCCGGAUUUACUGGUCAUGAUUGUCAAAAGGAUGUAAACGAGUGUACUAAAGGAACACACAGCUGUAAUGUUGAUGCUGUGUGUCACAACACCCGGGGAUCCUACCACUGCACAUGCAAAGAAGGAUUUUAUGGAGAUGGAAAAACAUGCACAGAUAUUGACGAGUGUACCAACAGAACACACAACUGUGAUGUUAAUGCUGUUUGUAACAACACCCGUGGAUCCUAUAACUGCACAUGCAAAGAUGGAUUUAGUGGAGAUGGAAUAAACUGCACUGCGUGCCAGGAACCUCUCGGAAUGGAAAGUCGCUUUAUUUCUGACGCUCAAAUUUCUGCCUCCUGGUGGUCGACUGGCCAUCACGCUGCGGUGCAGGCACGACUGCACUACAAGGCCAGCGGAGUCAAGCAAGGGGGCUGGUCAGCUGGUAUUAGCAAUCGCAGUCAGUGGUUGCAAGUCGAUCUGGGAGCUGAAAUCUCAGUUAAGGGUAUAGCGACACAAGGCUGGAAUAAUCAUAACCAGUGGGUAACCGCUUACAAGUUAAAAUACAGCAAUGAUGGAGCCUCCUUCUUGUAUUACAAAGACUCAGGAAGCAGCGCAGAUAAGAUAUUUACGGCAAAUACUGACAGAAAUACGGUUGUAUAUCACCCUCUAAGUCUGCCAAUCAAAAUACGUUACAUUCGACUUGUUCCAUGGACAUGGCACCGUCAUAUUUCUAUGAGGAUGGAACUCUAUGGUUGUCCCGAUGUUUCCCUUGUCAUCGUCUCGGGAAACAACGAGAUUCUUGGAGAUACAAAACUAAGUGUUUGA